AUGGGUUCAACUGGUGUUACCAAACCUCUGAGCGGAUCCUCGGAUUUUGGCGUGGUCCGUCGUUCGUGGGAUUCUAUACACGCAACCUUCUCCGACUCUAGUGUUUUUCUCUCUUUGACUCGCCUUUCUCGAACCUUUGACCAGGAUGGAACCGUGAAUUGGGGUAAAUUGGUGUUCUUGACUACUUGUGUGCUUACAAUGGCGGGCUGCGGCAUGCUUUCGUCCUUCUUGCGGCGCAAGAGUCCCAAUCGUCUGAUUACCAGAAAGCGUUUGCGACGGGUCGUUUUACGCCGGGAUUAUUCCAAAGGCUCUGCUGGAACCAUCACCUCAUCGGACGAUGAGGAAUACGAUAGUAGCGGGUCUCUCCGCCAUGUUACAGAACGCUCCUCCCAUGAGGAGAAAGUAACCCCCCAACGUCGCGAACAAUCCGAAGAAGCGCAUGAUACAGACCCUGGUCUCCUAAAGAAACAUUCAUCCUACCUCUCCUAUACAACAUCUGUUGCGACUUAUCCAUCGAUAAGGACAUUGUAUCGCCCUCAUCCACAGACCGACAAAUUACCUACGAAGCCAUCAUCCGUCCCCUUGUUGGUGUUCGUGCACGGACUGGGAGGUUCUUUGGCUCAGUUCAAUCACCUGCUGACAAGCUUGUCUAAUGUCGGGCCGUGUUUUGGAAUUGAUCUACCGGGCUGCGGACUAUCAGACUUUGCGCCGACCUCUUGGGACGCAUAUUCUGUGGACGCGCUGGCAGAGCUACUCGCCACCGCCAUUGAUCAGCAUCGUGACAAGGAGAACAGCCAAGGGGUCGUCCUGAUCGCCCACAGUCUGGGCUGCUCUCUCUCGGCAUUGUUAACAUCCUCGGCCUCAUCCAUAGGGUCCCAAGUGAAAGAGCACAUACUUGGCCUCAUUGCUGUUUGUCCCCGAUCUUCGCCCCCGUCGCCCCAUGAGGUUGCCUCGUUUCGCCGCCUUCUCCAUAUUCCCGGUCCUCUUUUUGAUCUUUGGCGUCAUUGGGACCGACGCGGUGGUCUGACUAGUGCCAGCGUCACUAGACUUGUUGGUGCAGAUGCCGAUCCCGAUACUAGGGGGCUUCAGGUGCGAUACAAUAAACAGAGCAAAACCCCUGUGUGGAGACGCAUGGCUUGGGGAACGCUGCCCGCCUACGACCGCAAUGGCUCAAAUCCCGUCGGUGGACUACCAGGAAGAGACGUCUGGGCAGGUGUGGAAAUCCCUGUUUUGCUUGUGGCCGGCGAAUCCGACACAGUCACCAAACCCGAGGAAUUGAAGAAAAUUCUUGAAUUUUUUGAGGGUACCGAAUGCGUUGUUGAUGGAGACGUCAAAGGCAGCAACAAUGUUCCCGACGCCCCCAGUAAUGGGGACGGUCAAACUUCAAAGACUGCUCUUGCACACGAGGAGGAGUACGGCAUCGAGUCCCGAAUUGAUGGCAAAGAAGUCCAAUCCAUCACCAAGACAAACCAAGUCAAACGCUCUGUCAAGACGGUCAUUCUUCCUGCUCCAGCUUCCCAUGCGCUUCUAUACGACCGUGCGACUUACCGCACCCUGGCUGGGGUCAUUCAAGACUUUCUUCGCCAGCACAUCGACCACCGACUCAACAUGGGCUGGCAGCUGCAGUACCUGAACACAUCGGGCAAGUGGGAUGUCAAGAAUCUGGCUAAGUGGCAAAAGGUGACUCCGGUGUCGGAGCGCAUCGCCAACACAUUCGUUGCCCUCAAGAUGCUACGAGAGGUCGAUGAGGAACACAACCCGGUGUUGUUCUCCGAGAAGCACCGCGACCGGAUCUAUGCUGUAGUCGACAUCAGCUACGAGAACCCGGUGUACAACCCGGCCUCGUUGGAGAAGGGCGGGAUCCAUUACCACAAGCAUCCUACGGUGUCAAAGAUUCCACCAUCUACGGACGAAACUCGAGACUUCAUUGCUCUGGUGGAUCGACUUCAAAACGAGAUCACCGAAAAGCUGGAAAAGUCCGAGGAUAACCAACCUCCACGUCCUAUGAUCGGUGUUCACUGCCAUUACGGAUUCAACCGGACGGGGUUUUUAAUCGUCUGCUACCUGAUUGAACGAUGCGGGUUCAGCGUGCAGGGAGCCAUCGACGAAUUCGAAAGCCGGCGACCGCCAGGUAUCCGCCAUGCGCAUUUUAUCGACACACUUUUCGUGCGAUAUUGCAUUGGACUAAAGAGAGCGCCCACUCUUUAA
Messenger RNA from Aspergillus steynii IBT 23096, 2208 nucleotides. RefSeq names its product RNA 5'-triphosphatase domain-containing protein. Gene Ontology annotation, biological process: dephosphorylation; 7-methylguanosine mRNA capping. Lineage: Eukaryota; Fungi; Ascomycota; Eurotiomycetes; Eurotiales; Aspergillaceae. Bases 1 to 2208 code for a protein of 735 amino acids. Gene Ontology annotation, molecular function: protein tyrosine/serine/threonine phosphatase activity; mRNA guanylyltransferase activity. The transcript has 2 exons. The record is from RefSeq and is a predicted model, not a curated record.